GCAAUAAUAGCAAUAAUAGAAUAAUAACAGUAGUACCAAAUUCCAACAACUUUACAGAUAAGGAGUAUGGUAUGGUACCUUCUCUCUCUCAAAGUCAAUGAAUGACCUAUGAAUGAGGGUCCAUAUUGAUUCCUUUUCCAACCCCCAAAAAUCCCUUCUAUCAUCUAAUCACACCCUCAAUUAGGAAUCAGAUUUCUGAAUUGCAUCCUUCUAAUUCAUCACUUUGAUUUGAUCAAUUGGGUCCAAAAGGGCCAAUUUUUUUUUGUAAUUUUUUUAUUGGGAACUAUUGUUGAUGAAAAAACAUGAUUUUUUAGAUCGAUUUGUUGAUGGGUCAUCCUGAGACAUUGUUGUAAUUGAAAAAUUUCGUUAAUUUUCUUGUAAAAUGGAGGAGCAAGCUUUUUUAGGUUAUGAACCAUUUGUUAAUGUUGGAAGAGAUGAGGAAGAAGAAGAUGAGUUUUGCAGUUGUUGUGAAGAUGAAGAAGAAAGAGAACAACAACUAGAAGAAGAAUGGAAAGAAACUGAGGAGACAGUGGUGGUGGAAGGGUUGAAGGAAGAGCUUGAUGAAUUUUCAGUAAGAAUGUACUUUAAGGGUUUGUCAAUAACUGGGGUUGAAAAUUCAACUACAGGGUUUUCUGGAAUUGGAGUGUACAUGGAAAGAUCAUCGAACUUUUCUCCUAUAAGGGUGCAGAAAAGGCUUGAUUUUUAUGCUGAGGAGCCUAUGGUUGAUUACUUGGCACUCAUGGAUGGUUUGUUGGAAGCUUUGCAGAACAAGAUCCGUAGGGUUUAUGCUUUCACAGAUUCUGAAUUGUUGUAUAAGACAACAUUUGAGAAAAAUUUGGACAUGCCACUUUUGAUGGCAUUGAAAGAAAGGAUUCUGGAACAUGCAGAUAAUUUUGAAACUUUUGAUCUGAAGCUUAUAUCAAGCACUGAUCUUGAGCAGCCAUUGCAGUUAGCCAAAGUAGCUAUGGGACUUGUCACUUUUCCAGUAAAUGAAAAAACAUCACUUGAGAAUUGUUCUAUUUGUUGCGAUGACAAGCCAGUGCCAAUGAUGAUUACCUUGAAAUGUUCACACACUUUCUGUUCACAUUGCUUGAGGUCCUAUGCUGAUGGUAAACUGCAAUGUUGUCAAGUCCCUGUAAGAUGUCCUCAACCAGGAUGCAGAUAUUGUAUCUCGGCACCCGAGUGCAAGACUUUUCUUCCAUUCACCUCCUUUGAAUCUCUCGAGAAAGCCCUUUCAGAAGCAAAUAUUGGUCAGUCAGAAAGAUUUUAUUGUCCGUUUCCGAAUUGCUCAGUUCUCCUUGAUCCUUGCGAGUGUUUGUCGGCAAUGGAUGGUUCAUCUAGUCAGUCAGACAAUUCUUGUAUCGAGUGUCCUGUUUGUCAGAGGUUUAUAUGUGUGGAUUGCGGUGUUCCUUGGCAUUCUUCCAUGAGCUGUGAAGAAUAUCAGCAUUUGCCAGAGGAGGAGAGAGAUGCUUCUGACAUUAGCUUGCAUCGUCUUGCACAGAAUAAAAGGUGGAAGCGUUGUCAGCAGUGUCGUAGAAUGAUUGAGCUUACUCAAGGUUGUUACCACAUGACAUGCUGGUGUGGUCACGAAUUCUGCUAUUCUUGUGGCGCAGAAUACAGGAAUGGCCAACAAACAUGUCAAUGUGCAUUUUGGGACGAAGACAGCUUGACAAACUCCCUUCAAGAAUCAGAACAAUGGGCAUGGGAGACUUCUAUGAUCAUGGAUGCGUACUCAGAUCAAGAACGGUCACAACUCGCGCUUAUACAACGGUUCCUUGACGGCGGUUUUAGUCUCAGUGACCACAAUCCCUACCAAUCUCCUCCUCCUCCUCCUCCUCAAUGUACAGAAUCCUUUGUAGACCCCUUGAAGGAUCUUCAUCAACUUCCAUGGCUAGAGAGAUUUGUUUCUGUGAUAAGUGACAACUACUAUGAAGAUUACAUGCAAUAAAAUUCUUCACAUCAUACAAUGCAUGUUUGGAUUGUUGGUAUGUUUGGCAGAAUCACACUUUUGCCAUGAUUUUGGUAAAAGCUACAUUUUUGUGCUUCAACAGAAUUGAACGCAUUGCUGUAAUUUCGACAAAAUCACCGUAUCAGUGUGAUUUUGUCAAACUCAUUGACAAUUCAAACAUGCAAAUAGUUAGUUCAUCAACUUUAUACAAUCACAUGCAGAAAGUUUAUGCCAACACUUCUUAUCAUGUGUAGUAAUCAUGUCAUGUGAUUUCUUUUAUGUUCUCCACUUUGAUAUCUUUGACCUAAGGUUCAUGGAUAUUACAUUAAAGUGAACAAUCUGUGUUCAUGAUGAUUCUCUUUAGAGAAAGUAAAAGAAGAAAAAAAAGGAACAUUGGAAGAGAAACUAGAUUGUUUGUGGUUUGGCAAUAAUACAUUGUUAAACAAUUGAAAGAAAUUCAUGAUUUUGUUUUUCACCUUCUAAUAA
Lathyrus oleraceus (garden pea) is the source of this 2434-nucleotide messenger RNA. Its product is annotated as E3 ubiquitin-protein ligase RSL1. The record is from RefSeq and is a predicted model, not a curated record. Gene Ontology annotation, molecular function: ubiquitin-protein transferase activity; zinc ion binding; RNA-DNA hybrid ribonuclease activity. The transcript is spliced from 3 exons. NCBI's taxonomy places the organism in Eukaryota, Viridiplantae, Streptophyta, Magnoliopsida, Fabales, Fabaceae. Bases 383 to 1948 code for a protein of 521 amino acids. Gene Ontology annotation, biological process: protein ubiquitination.